CUCGCCGCCCUCCCGCGCUGUCCCCCGCUGAUGCUGCAGCUGCUCCGCGCCCCCCCGGCCCCGCUCCGCGCCCCCGCAGCCGCUGCCCUCAGCCUUUCCCCGCACGGCUCGCAGCAGAACGGUUCCCGCUGGGCUCUCUCCUUCGACAUGUCCUCGCUUUCCAGCAGCCAGGAGGUGAACCUGGCCCAGCUCCGUGUCCACCUGCCCGGCAUUCCCCCCCAGAUUUCCCUGGAUAUCUACCACAGCCGGAGGUGGAGGUGCCGGGGAGGUGGGACCUGCGCCCACCAGCUCUUCCUGGGCACGGUGACGGGUGCCCCCUCUCCCACCCAAACCUCCUGGAAGGUGUUUGAGGUCACCAACCUCCUCCGGUCCUGGCUUCACCAAACGGUGUCCCCCGAGCGUCCCAAGGGAAAGGGGAGGUGGGAGGCGAGUGGUUCGGCCACCCCGGCCACCAUCACCACUCACUCGCCCACCUCCAGCAACGGGGAGCCAGCCCUGCCCCGGGACGUGAGAGACAAAGUCCUGCUGCUCGUUUUUUCCAAGGAUAAGUCUCCAGGAGAACACAGCCUCAUCAGGACAGCCGAGAGCUCCAAACACGUCGUGCGUGACAGCGGUUCCCAGGGCGUGGGAUCCCGGCGGCACCGCAGGAACAGGAUGGAGAAGGCAAGGAUGAAAGUCAGCGAGCUUGGAGCCGCUGUCCCGGGAGAAGAGAGCAAAUCCCUGUGCCGGAGGGUGGACAUGCUGGUGGAUUUUGAGCAGACGGGUUGGGGCAGCUGGAUCGUCUACCCCAAAAAAUACAACGCGUACCGGUGCGAAGGGAAGUGCCCGUCGCCCGUGGAUGAGACCUUCAAGCCCACCAACCACGCUUACAUCCAGAGUUUGUUGCAGCUCUACAAACCCAACCAGGUGCCGUGUCCCUCCUGCUCCCCGGUCAGGAUGAGUCCCCUCUCCAUGCUCUACUACGAGAAAGGGGAGAUCGUCGUCCGGCACCACGAGGACAUGGUCAUCGAGGAAUGUGGCUGCAACUGA
Messenger RNA from Calypte anna (Anna's hummingbird), 1029 nucleotides. Its product is annotated as nodal homolog. Gene Ontology annotation, biological process: BMP signaling pathway; SMAD protein signal transduction. Gene Ontology annotation, cellular component: extracellular region. The transcript has 3 exons. Bases 31 to 1029 code for a protein of 332 amino acids. NCBI's taxonomy places the organism in Eukaryota, Metazoa, Chordata, Aves, Apodiformes, Trochilidae. The record is from RefSeq and is a predicted model, not a curated record. Gene Ontology annotation, molecular function: type I activin receptor binding; cytokine activity; growth factor activity.